AUGAUCGCCAUAGUACUACAACUUUUGUUGGGCUUCAUCGCUGCAAGUGAUGACGCUAAUGAGACAUUGUCGUCAAGUACAAUUACUACGACUCUUACUACUUCAAUACUCGUUACUACUACUGUUUCACCUGGGAAGUACAGCGAUUCCAACGUUACCGACUUGUACAGCUCGACUGCUCCUCGAACACCAAGUAAUGGAUCCAACUUCCAAUCGGACUGCUCCGAUCCGCACAACAAAGAGAUCGCAUGCUCGGUUCAUGUCGUAAGCUGCAAUGAUCAUCUCUUUGAUCCAGUACAAAAUGGAAGAGAGCCGCCAGAAGCUCAUGAUUUACGAGUUGAAGCAUUUGCCAAGGCAAUGGCUAGGCAAGAAGGUCAUCAACUACAUGUUGAUAUCUCUUGGCAGAUGCCGCCAACCAAUAAGUCAGUAUUAUUGCGCGCAUUCAAACUGCAAAUCAAUAGCAGUGACGGUGACAGAUGUUUUGUCUUUAACGUCACCGAUUUUGGAUGGACACAGGAUUUUGCAUCGCCACGCUUCCAUUUCACGUCCGAAAGCUUGUUCGAAUUUUCUGAAGCUUACCGUAUCGUCCUCUACAGUUUGCCACAGUCUAUCUCUAGAACUCCAAUGGUCAUUAAAGAGUCUCGAAUGCCUGAGGAUCCUGAAUUGACAUACAACGACGAUCGCAGCAACAUUUCGCAGUAUUGCAAGACACACACAAAUACUGAAGCCUCGAAAUGGACAGCAGCGUUCCGACGGAUUUUUCUACAAUCGAUCACCCGCACUAUACAAGUUGAAUUCGUCGGCGCACCACCACAUUUCUGCUUCGAAGAAUAUGAGGUGCGACUACUUGAUGAAACCGGUAUUGAACUUCUACAUCACACCACAAUCAAGGCCAAAGAUAUGAAGAAAGAAAUUAUUGACGGAAAAGUGGUGUACUUUGGAGAGCAUAAUUUUACGGGAUUGGAGUACGGCGUCGAUUAUAUCCCAUCUGUGAUUCCUGUGGAAAUGUCAUCGGACGGCCGAUGCUUGUGCCCUACUAGCGAACAACAUGGCGCCUGCAGUUGCAUAGCGGCUGAUUGGAAACGAGUCCGACUUCAACGUAUCGAAAAGCCCGCGCCGGUUAUCAACGCCACUAUUCCCACCAUAGCACGAACAACAGAUGAGAACAAAUAUUGGCCAAUUUAUGCUUCACUCAUCGCAUUAUGUCUUCUUUUCUCGCUAUGUUUCAUCAUCACUGUGUUGGUGAUGUUCUACAGAAAGUACAGUAAACGCGGGAAGUCUGUAAGAAUUCGUUUCAUAUCGGAUCAUAUGAACAGCAAUGGAAUGGUGGCAGCUGAACCUCGUGCCCCACUAAUUUAUAGCUCACCGACAUCAGUACUGCUCAUCUACACUCAUGAUUGUCCUGAACACGAAGCUGCAGUGAUGGCGCUUGGCGAAUUACUUCGUGACACCUUCAAAAUGGACGUUCAUUUUGAUAUAUGGGACGAGACUGAAAUCGAGAAGAACCUCUAUGACUACAUUAACUCAAGCAUAGUGAAGGCCGAUAAGAUUGUUGUCAUUAAUUCGGUGGGCGCUUACCACCGAGUCCGAGCUCGAUAUCUUAGAGAAGAGACGAUCGAACGUUUCCAUAAAAGUCCCCUCGACGGACUUUUCCUAAGCCAAAUUGACCUAGUCCUACAGCACGCCCGUGUUGUUUCCGCUCGCUUCAGUUAUACGCCGUCCAAUUACACAUUAUUCGCCCUAACUCCUUUGCUUCAAUACACAAUCCCGGAAAAUCUGGGACUUUUCGUCGCCUCACUGAAUGACACACAACUACGUAAUGAUCCUCGUCUUGCCGGUUUCAAUCCUCAGCAGGUUCGUCUACAAGCUGCAAUCGCCAGUAUGAUGCAACGCAUGGAAAACGAUCCGAAAUGGUUCGAAAAUUCGCAUUGUCGCAUCAAACAGCCAGCAACUGUCGCGAAGCCAAUUCCUCGAUCGCUUGACACUGGGAUUGGCGGGUCGAUCACGUCUACAUCAACUACAACAGUGCCCAUCGCACAGUCGCUGACGCUUCACUGUGGCCAACCAGGCGACGUCGCGCCAAUGUCGUCGCCAACCGGUGUUGUAGUCGCUAAUUCUCCCCUAGAAGAAGACGCUAGACCUCUACUCGAAGAGGAACAGGAUGAAAUGGAACCCUUGGAGGAAGAACAUACUAACGACAACUCCUCUGCCGACUCUGCAUUCCAUAGUGCGGUUGUUGUCGACAAAAUACCACCGGAGUGCGAGGUUCUCGACAAGCCGCGAUUACCGGCUAUGCAUGAACCGCUGCACCUCGUCGGUGAUGAGGCCAGCAUCGAGCCAGCGCCGCUGAAGCGCCGACCGAAAGUGGACCACAACGAUUCGGGCAUGACUUCACAUCUGCAACUGUUGUGUUUCCCAUCACCAGAUAGCAUUACAAAAUACCAUGGUGUAACUGCUGCAUCCAGUGCUUUCAUACAUUUUCUACCCUCUAUCAAUAUCGUACUUCUCAACGAAAACGAUCAUAUGCUUCGCCGUUGGGAUCUCUUCCUCAUGCUCAACACACCUGUGCACGGUGCUGCGCACGCAGAACGAAGUCCAUCUUAA
Molecule: messenger RNA, 2604 nt
Organism: Necator americanus (New World hookworm)
Lineage: Eukaryota; Metazoa; Nematoda; Chromadorea; Rhabditida; Ancylostomatidae
Exons: 19
Coding region: 1-2604 (867 amino acids)
Molecular function (GO): interleukin-17 receptor activity
Source: RefSeq, a predicted model, not a curated record